This is a messenger RNA of Tribolium castaneum (red flour beetle), 5140 nucleotides long. It is a transcript of the gene sl, whose product is annotated as small wing. The record is from RefSeq and is a predicted model, not a curated record. Gene Ontology annotation, molecular function: protein binding; phosphatidylinositol-4,5-bisphosphate phospholipase C activity. The transcript has 13 exons. Bases 280 to 3921 code for a protein of 1213 amino acids. Lineage: Eukaryota; Metazoa; Arthropoda; Insecta; Coleoptera; Tenebrionidae. Gene Ontology annotation, biological process: phospholipid catabolic process; release of sequestered calcium ion into cytosol; positive regulation of epithelial cell migration.
UUAUUGUGCCUCUCUCUCUAUGGUCGUGACCUUGUCUCUUGUCAAACUCCUGUCAUCUGUCAAUUUCUAAGUGCAUUUAUUAUCAAUGCGGAUUAAAUCAGUCAAACAAAUUAAUUCACGUUAUCAGCCAAUGUGACAAUGUUAGAUAUCCAAACACGUGAAAGUGCAACAUCCUGUUGACGACCCAACCAUCCACCCACUCACCAACGGCAUGCCUUGCCACAAAUAAGCCCCACUUCCUGUUCUCUCAGCAGCUUUGACCAGGAGCGGAUCAGGGUGAUGUUCGGGAUGUUUAAUGGGGCUUUUUCGCCCUCUCCGGGCUCGGGCUACAUCCCGGAGAUGGAGCAGAUUAUCAGCCAGCUGGAGAGGGGCACCCUUGUCAUGAAGUACUCGCUGAGGAAGAAGGCAGAACACAAGACGUUGGCUAUCAGGAGGGAAACGAGACAGAUUGUGUGGACAAGACCUGCGACGAAUUCGAAGCCGGUGCAUGAUGGGGCUGUUGAUCUCAGGAAAAUUAAGGAAAUUAGACUGGGGAAAAGCUCCAAGGAUUUUGAUAAGUGGGCCGAUGAUUCCAAGAAAAUCGAAAAUCUCAAGUGUUUUGUCGUUUAUUAUGGAUCGGAAUUUAAGCUGAGGGUCCUCAGUAUUGCGGCUCUAUCGGAAAAAGAGUGCGAAUUGUGGGUGAAAGGCUUGCGCUACUUGGUCAAGGAUACAAUCAACGUUCCCUACCCUCUCCAGGUGCAAGUUUGGCUCAGGCGUGAGUUCUACGCCAUGGAAAACCCCACCGAAACCAUAAAUAUUAAAGACUUGAAAGCGUUCCUACCUCGAAUCAACUACAAAAUCCCCACAAACAAACUCCGCGAAUUAUUCAACGAAGUCGAUACACGCAAACGUGCCGAAAUCGGCUUUGACGACUUCGCUGUUCUCUACCAGAAAAUCAUUUUUGACGAAAGUAACGGCGCCGAAAUUUUCGAUAAACUCGCACUGUAUUCGUCGAAUUUGAAAAGUGUGAGCUUGCAGGAAGUUCAGAGUUUUCUAGCCAAGGAACAGAACGAUGAUUUGAGUAAUGACGAUCGGGCCGUUUCGCGAUUUAUCUGUGAUUUUUUGAAAGACCCUCAAAGGGAGGUACAAGAACCUCAUUUCACAAUUAGUGAAUUUCUCGAUUAUUUAUUUUCGAAACAGAAUGAUCUGUGGGACCCUAACAAGGAUUCAGUCCAUCAGGACAUGUCAAAGCCUUUGUCACACUAUUGGAUCGCGUCUUCACAUAAUACAUAUCUAACAGGUGAUCAAUUAUCAAGUGAGUCUUCCGUUGAAGCGUACGCCCGUUGUUUGCGUAUGGGUUGUCGUUGUAUCGAACUGGAUUGUUGGGAUGGUCCAGAUGGGAUGCCGUUCAUUUAUCAUGGGCAUACGUUUACCACAAAAAUUAAAUUUAUGGAUGUGAUUAAAACGAUAAAGGAGCAUGCGUUUGCCACAUCCGAGUAUCCAGUCAUUUUAUCAAUUGAAGAUAACUGUUCGUUGCCGCAACAAAGGAAAAUGGCAACAGCAAUGCAGGAAGUCUUCGGCGAGUCUUUGCUCACCCACCCCGUGGAAAAAAACGAGAAACAACUCCCUUCCCCCUACCAACUCCGUCGUCGAAUCAUCCUCAAGCACAAAAAACUCCCCGAAGGCCAAGACGAAUCCUCCUCGAUCCUCAUCCGUCACGAAGGCAGCGAAAUGGACUUGCGCAGUUCGUUUCGUAACGGCAUCAUGUACCUGGAGGACCCCGUCGACAAGGAAUGGAAUCCCCACUUUUUCGUCCUCACCGAAAACAAGCUCUUCUACACGGACAGUUACAAGCCCGACCAGGAAUCGGAACGCAGCGAAGACGAAGACGACAGUGCUGCCGCCUUCCAUCGCUCGAAAUCGGAUGUUCCCAACGAAGAGUUGCAUUUUAGCGAGAAGUGGUUUCAUGGCAAGUUGGCGAAUGGACGCGAGGAGGCCGAGCAGCUGCUCAAAGCCUACUCGCAUUUGGGGGAUGGGACGUUUCUAGUGAGGGCAAGUGUGACGUUUGUUGGGGAGUAUUGUUUGUCGUUUUGGCGGAAUGGACAAGUGAAUCAUUGUCGGAUUAGGUCGAAGCCGGAUAAACAACACACUAGAUAUUAUCUAACCGAUGCGAAAUAUUUCGAUAGUUUGUACAGUUUGAUUACGCAUUAUAGGAAUUGUCCUCUAGUCACUGCUGAAUUUUCCAUUACUUUGCAAGAGCCGGUGCCCCAGCCGAAGAAACAUGAGACGGAAGAAUGGUAUCAUAAACAUACGGGGAAGAUGCAAGCUGAUGAAAUUUUGAGGAGGGUGAAGAUGGAAGGGGCGUUUUUGGUUAGGCCGAGUGAAAAUGAUGCCAAUUGCUACACGAUUAGUUUUAGAGCGGAUAAAAAAAUCAAACACUGUCGAAUCAAACUGGAAGGUCGUCUCUACACCAUUGGCAACGUCGAAUUCGAAAGUUUAGUCGAAUUAAUCAACUAUUACGAAAAUCACCCACUUUAUCGACGCGUCAAAUUGAGUUAUCCAAUCAGCGAGGAGGCCGUCAAAAGAAUGACUAUGGAGCAAGACGACAACGUCGGCUACAACAGUAGCCCCUCCUACAUGGACCCCAGUGCAUUUACACCCCCAAAAAUCACCGUCAAAGCCCUCUACGAUUAUCGGGCCCAACAACCCGACGAACUCUCUUUUUGUAAACAUGCAAUCAUAACAAACGUCACUAAACCAGAAAACAGUCCCGGUUGGUGGCGAGGCGAUUACGGAGGCAUGAAACAACAUUUUUUCCCAGCCAACUACGUCAUGGAAUUGGACAGAAUGGAGAGUCAAGACGGCAGUGACGACGGGUCUGGUGAAUCGAUGCUUCAAGGCCAGCUAGAUAUGAAUGGUGCCGUCGUCGAUUUGAUUCAUCAUCCGGAACGUCCAGGUCUCGAAUGGGUGGUGAAAAUUGUCACUUCGACAGCUUGCACCCCCUUAGAGGUGGCGCUACAAUCGCGAGAAAUGGCAGUGGAAUGGAUGUUGGCCAUAAAAGAGGUGGCUCAAAGAGCCUGCGCCCUCGAAAACCACCACCGCGAGAUGGAGCGCACUUUUCGUAUAGCCAAAGAAAUGUCCAAUUUGAUAAUUUACUGUCGUUCGAUCACGUUCAACAUUGAACGCGCCCGCCAACAAGGUUUCAUUUUCUACGAAAUGUCCUCGUUUCCGGAGACAAAAGCCGAAAAACUCAUGUGUCAACAAGAAAAAAAGUUUUUCGUGAAAUACCACCAGCACCAAUUCUCACGAGUUUAUCCGAAAGGUCAACGAGUCGAUUCGUCCAAUUACAAUCCGAUUAAUAUGUGGAAUAUUGGAUCACAAAUGGUCGCUUUGAAUUACCAAACUGGGGAUAAACCAAUGCAAUUAAAUCAAGCCAAAUUUAGAGAUAAUGGGAAUUGUGGCUACUUGUUGAAGCCUGAUUUUAUGUUUCGGGAUGAUUUUGAUCCAGCUGAUAGGAAUACAUUGGUGGGGGUGGAGCCCUGGAUUGUAACUUUGAGGAUAAUAGCAGCCAGGCAUUUGUUUAGGCCGAAAAAGGGAACAGCGAGUCCGUUUGUUGAGGUUGAAGUGAUUGGAGCGCCGUUUGAUUCGGGGACGAAACUAUCCACCAAACCAGUUACUGAUAACGGGUUCAACCCGCGAUGGAUGGAAGAAGUGAUCGAAUUCCCCGUCUACAACCCUUACUUUGCUCUCUUGAGGUUCGUGGUUCAGGACGAGGACGUUUUCGGCGAACCUAACUUUAUAGGGCAAGCUACUUACCCUGUAACUUGUCUCAGAACUGGUUAUCGCAGCGUUUGGCUCAAAAACGCCUACAGUGAAGACCUCGAAUUGGCCUCUCUCUUAAUCCACAUCAGUAUCAAGCGAACUUCCGUGAGUCCGUCAUAAGCAUAAGUAAAGCGAACGCUUUGAAAACAGAACAUGACAAUAUCAGACACUUGUUAAAAGACUUCCACAAUUUUUCGAUCGCCUCAUACAUAUCAUCGAGAUUAUGUACCUUCCAAGUCAUAUCAUUUUUAGGACAGAGAUGUAUUUUUUGUAUGAGAUGAAUCUAUUUUCGGAUAUGCGGCCUCGUUUUGUUUUUACGGAGGAUUAAAAACUUAGCGAAAAUGUCAAAAGAGAGGUUAUUAUUUCAUUGUUUAACAUAAAAUGAUUGCUGUUCCGUUUUAAAAAUUAAUUUAUUUGUCAAAUGCUGAUUAAAUACAAUCUAGUCGCAUGGUUGAUGACGUCACGAUCAUCAAAGCGUCUAGAAAAAGUCGAAAUGCGCUAGAAGGCUUUGCUUUUCUAAUUUGGGGUCAAUGGACUCCAAAAACCGGCAAAAAUCCACAAAUUCACUACUUUUAAACAGUUUUAACACCCGUAAUGCGUUUUUAUUGGUAUUUGAACGCAAAAACCGACUUUCCGAACGCACCUCCACCGAUAACCCAAGUGGUACUCACUCGUAAAAAUUGCGAUUUUCCUCGAGUCCGACCACUCCAAAGUGAAGCACAAACCGUCUUUUCACACUUGUGCACUAAAACUCGUACGAAUUUAGCGAAUUAACACCGUUUUUCCGAAUUUUAUUUACCGGCAAAGCGGCCAUUACGCGUUUGAUGAGCCGCCAAUUGUUUCAUUACCAACCGUACGACCAAACAUCACUAAAUGUCACCACACCUAAAAUAAAUUUACGAUGAAUUACAAUUGGAAAAAAUCGCUACAGUGUUACCCAAAAUCGAACACAAAUUGGUGAAUACUUGCAAUUUGUUAAUUUUUUGUGGACGGCCUAGGAAUUGCGCCACCUGGUGGCCGUCAUGGAACUAACAAAAAAGGGCGGGUCGUUUGAUUUGACCUGGCAUUAGCUGAUUUUUAGUCCUCCGUAUGAUGCAAAUAAUCGUCUAUUAAGCCAAAUAAUUUUAUUACAAUGUUAUUUUAGCCGCCAUUCAUUGUUACAGGCCUAGACUUAAGACUGGUGCGACAUUUUUACAUUUAUUGCAAUAAAUUAUAUCACAGCUUCCUUGAUCAAUUAAGGAAACAGUAGAGUUUGGCCAACUUGAUCAAGAAAGCUGUACAUUUUAUAUAUUAACAGUCAUCUUGUUAAAGUUAAUAAAAAUAAAACGCUUUAAAUGUU